AUGGGAGGAGGUCAAGAAGUUUCAGGACUCAUCUUCGACAGUUCGAACUCCUUUUUCUCGCCUCAGAAUGCCACAUCUUUCAGACGCACCAAGAGACAAGUCUCAUUCGCGCCCAUUAAACCCAGGGCAGCGGGCUCUGCCGGAGUGUCCAAAGUUCCAAGGAUUUCUCCAUCUGAAUUGGCAAAAGUGGUCGACAGAGCGGUAGCAGUGGUCGACAGGCGAUUAGGAGCUUUGGAACAAAAUAUAUACAAAAAUGGUGUACUGUUGGAGCCAGGAAGUCCUGCUUGGUUCGCAGCGGCCUCUGCGAAGACGAAAGUUGCAGCCAAAAACAUGUCACGGAUGGCUUUGGUGGCGGAGGAAACAACGAAGUUGAUGUCACGUCAGUACAAUUUGAGUAAAGAUCAAAUUUUACACUCACUGCCGACGCUGGACGUCAGAGGAACAGCCUUAGAACGAGAUUGCCCCCUGACGGUGGACUUUCCUUGCCGGCCAAAGAAGUACAGAGCAUACAGUGGGUACUGUAACAAUGUACAAAACCCUCGUUGGGGUAAUGCCAACACUGCUUACGUUAGGUACCUAAGCCCGGAUUAUUCAGAUUAUGUGGCAGAUCCCAGGAAAUCUAAAAGCGGUGAAGAUCUUCCAGAAUCUCGUUUGAUAAGUUUGAGCAUUCACUCCGACUCAGAAAGGCCACAUCCGCAUCUGACAGUAUUCCUUGCCAUUUUCGCAGAAUUUGUCUUCCAUGACGUGUUCCAUACGUCACAGAGCGCAGGUUUCAGGGGUCACCGCAUUCGCUGUUGCGGCGUUCCUUUCCAUUUGCGUCACCCAGAAUGCUACCCAAUCACCAACGAAACGGCCACAAACAAGCAGGAAUGGUGCGUUAACUACGUACGGUCCUCCAACGUUCCGCGGGCCGGAUGUACACUGGGAUCCAGAGAGCAGAUCAACCAAGUGACGUCAUUUCUGGAUGGCUCUGCCAUUUAUGGUUCGUCGGAGGAAGAGGUGAAGAGACUUAGAGCGUACAAAGAUGGUCUCUUGAAGAUGCAGGAAGCUCUCGGACUGUUGCCACCGGAUUAUUCAAACCCACACGACUGCAGAGCAUCAGUUUCGAGUCAUAAAUGUUUCUUGGCAGGUGAUGUCCGUGUGAAUGAGAACGUCGGUUUAAUGGUGAUGCAUACGAUUUUCGUGAGAGAACACAAUCGAAUUGCUCGCGAACUUUCAGUGAUCAAUCCACAGUGGACUGACGAGCAACUGUUUGAAGAGACAAGAAGGAUAGUUGGGGCAGAACUGCAACAUGUCACCUACUCCGAGCUCUUACCCGCCUUGCUCGGGACGCAAGUCUUGACUCAGUUUGACCUUCAACCGGGCAGCGAUUCCUCCAUCUACGAUGGCUACGACAUCAACCUCAACCCGGGCACUUCCAACGCUUUCGCAACCGCAGUGGGAGCCUCCUUCUACUCCAUGAUGCCCUCUCACUUCUUCCUCUACUCCCAGGCUCCUGCGGGAAGGGACAGUCCCAAGCACCACACGGUGGGCUCCAUGCAAAUCAGCGAGACGCAUUUCUUCCCGGAGCCACUCUACCAGAAAGACGCCCUGGAUCAGUUCCUGCUCGGAAUGAUUAACCAGAGGGCGCAGUCUAUGGACGAGUUCAUCACCAGGGAGAUGAAUAACAAUCUUUUUGAUGAAAGGGACAGAGGUAAGUCAAGCGACAGCGGCUACAUGGAUUUAGCAGCUUGGAUCAUCCAGCAAGGCCGUGAUCACGGUAUUCCAGGAUAUCUCGAGUGGCGAAGGGUGUGCAGACUCUCCCCACCAGUCCACAACUUCACGCACCUUCGUCAGAUCAUGACAGCCGGUGCGGCAGAAAAGAUCGCACAAGUUUACAAUGACGUUCAGGACAUCGAUUUAUUUACUGGUGGACUUUCAGAAAAGCCGCUCGUUGGAGGCGUUGUUGGACCAACUUUCGCUUGCAUCUUGAGCAGACAGUUCCAGCAUUUGAAGCGGGGAGACAGAUUUUGGUACGAAAAUGACAUUCCUCCUAAUUCGUUUUCCAGAGAACAACUGAAGGAGAUCAGAAAAACAACUUUGGCUCGAAUCAUUUGUGACAAUGCUGGAGCAUCAGUGCGCAUGCUCCAGCCUUCCCCAGUGCUCAUGGCCGAUGAAUUUCUAAAUGCGUUUCAAGGAUGUAAUAUGUCCGCUCCAGGUAUGGAUCUGAGGAAAUGGAAAACAGCUUCUCCUGUCUUUGAAAUACCUAAGGAGACUUUACUCACAUCUCUAAGAGAAGCCAUGAGACAAGCGAAAAAGAGAAUAGAAGCGGAAGAAGAAAUAUUCAGCAACAAUAUUGGGGUCGCCGACUACCGUAGCGCCCAAGCAGUGCAUCACGUGUUCCUGCGCCCAAAGAGACAAGCCACAUUCAUCACCAAUAAAUCUUUGGUGCUGGAGUUGGCAUCACAGCAGUUCAUGCACGAUACUCACAUACGAGAUCGGGAGAAGAGUGCCGACGAGCAGGAAGUGUCAGCCAUGAUGCUCGCACUCUCAGCUCAAGACGUAGAGGAUUACCUCCAGCAGGAGAUGCGAGUCCUCGAGGAGGGCAUCGACGGAAGAUGCAGGUUGGAGGAAGAAAGAGCUUCACUGCCCUGUGACCACACCACGCCUUUCAGGUCAGCUUCUGGAUGGUGCAACAACAUUCAAAAUCCGCAUUGGGGGAAAUCUUUGGUCAUUCUGCAAAGAAUUCUACCUCCCAGAUACCAUGACGGUGUGAGUGGCCCUCGCAGUGUGGGCGUUUCAGGCCGCCCCCUGCCCUCUGCAAGACUAGUUUCAGCCACGGUGCAUUACGAUACAGAAGCCCCCCACGCCAGGUACAGUUUGGCUCUCAUGCAGUGGGGGCAGUUCUUAGAUCAUGAUUUGACUCUCACACCGAUGCAUGAAGCUCAUGGACGACGACCACUAGACUGCAAAUCUUGUGACUCCGCGAUUUCCGUGCAUCCGGAGUGUCUCCCUAUUCCCAUUCCUCCAGGAGAUCCAUUCUUCCCAGCAGUUUUCCAGAAUGCUUCCAAGAAUUGUAUCUCUUUCGCAAGAUCGUUAGCUGGACAGCUUACACUAGGCCGCCGGGAACAGAUGGACCAAGUGACAUCAUACAUCGAUGCUUCCAACAUGUACGGCUCGGAUGCGUGCGAAGCCCGAAUGCUGAGAUCCAACGAAGGGGGUCGGCUGAAUUCGACAAGACACCCAUCGGGCGGGAAAGAUCUGCUGCCACAAGAUGUUACAAAUGUGGAAUGCCGGGCUCCGUCUGGCUUGUGCUUUGAAUCAGGAGAUAUACGAGCCAGCGAACAGCCUGGUCUCACCUCCAUGCACACCAUCUGGAUGCGAGAGCACAAUCGCAUAGCAGACGAAUUGGCUCGGAUCAACCCUCACUGGAAUGACGAAACCAUUUACCAAAACGUUCGGCGCAUUGUGGCAGCAAUGAUGCAACACAUUACUUUCACCGAUUUCCUUCCAAGAGUCCUGGGAGAAAAGCUGAUGAAAGACAUGGAACUAUCAAGCUCACAUCAAUACGACCCCACCUGUGAUGCCACAAUAUUCAAUGAAUUUGCUUCGGCUGCCUACAGAUUUGGCCACACCCUUCUCAAACCCAUGUUCAGAAGACUCAUUUCCGGAUAUAAGGUACUUGCUAACAAGCAGCCCAUUAGAUUGAGGAAAGCAUUUUUCAACCCGGAUGCGUUGUACGAAAGAAAUGCGAUCGAUGAAGUGUGGCGUGGACUGCUUAGCAGUAGCGUGGAAGUAUUCGAUCAUUCUAUCACCUCUGAGGUGACGAACCACUUAUUCGAGAACAGUCAAAUUCCAUUCUCGGGAAUGGACCUUGUCUCCCUUAACCUUCAAAGGGGAAGAGAUCAUGGUCUACCACCCUACAAUGAGUACCGAGCCUAUUGCAACAGGACCAGGGCGAAGUCCUUUGAUGAUUUGAAAGAGGAUAUUCCGGAGUACAUUGUGCAAAGAUUAAAGAAUGUUUAUGAACACGUUGAUGACAUUGAUUUGUUCACCGGAGGCAUUUCCGAAAAGUCGAUGUACGGAGCUCUGGUGGGACCGACUUUCAGUUGCAUCAUAUCGAAGCAGUUCGUGAAUCUGAAGAAAUGCGAUCGCUUCUGGUACGAAACUCAGGAUGCGUUCCUGAGAUUCACGCAAGACCAACUCUCGGAAAUACGCAAGACCAGGUUAUCGAAGGUUAUCUGCGACAAUUCCGACACUAUUGAAACAGUGCAAAUGAAAGCAUUCGAUGUACCUGAUGAUUUCUUAAAUCCACGCAUGCCGUGUAAGAGUCUCCCCUCCCUGGAUUUGAAUCACUGGAGAGACAAGCCUUCUUGUGAAUUAGAGAAUGACGACGGACGUAAAAUGUCCAUCUUGCAGGGACAUUCGCAUAGAAUUUCUCCAUGCGUCACAUGCUCCUGCACUAAAGAAGGGAUGAUUUGCCAAUCUUUAAAAAUCUCCAACUGUUUCCAACUAGCAUCAACCUAUUCCAGGGAACUGAUAUUGGACGAUGACGUAUGUAAAGUGCAAUGUGCCUUCGCCUUCCGAGCUUAUCCACAAUUUGAGGCGAAUCUCGACAACGUCCUUGGCUUCACGGUGAAUGAGAAGUAA
Uloborus diversus is the source of this 4629-nucleotide messenger RNA. RefSeq lists its product as uncharacterized. Lineage: Eukaryota; Metazoa; Arthropoda; Arachnida; Araneae; Uloboridae. Bases 1 to 4629 code for a protein of 1542 amino acids. Gene Ontology annotation, biological process: response to oxidative stress. Gene Ontology annotation, molecular function: heme binding; peroxidase activity. The record is from RefSeq and is a predicted model, not a curated record. The transcript is spliced from 26 exons.